This is a messenger RNA of Panicum hallii, 3353 nucleotides long. RefSeq lists its product as uncharacterized. The coding region runs from base 668 to 2851 and encodes 727 amino acids. The record is from RefSeq and is a predicted model, not a curated record. The transcript is spliced from 5 exons. NCBI's taxonomy places the organism in Eukaryota, Viridiplantae, Streptophyta, Magnoliopsida, Poales, Poaceae.
UGGCGUUGCGUUGUGCUUGUGCGCGAGAGGCUGCCGCCUCCACCUUUCCUCGCUCCGGCCUCUGUCUGUCCUCCUAAACCCGCCUCGUCUCGCCUCCCUCGCCGCCACCACGCCACGCUCCUCCGGGAGGUUCCUCCAACAGGCGACUGGUGAGUUCCCGCCGCCGCCACCGCUGCCGAGAAGUGGAGGGCGAGGGGAUCAACGGAGUAGGAAGGAGUCCGGACCAGAGGAGCCGCGGCGGAAGUUUCGCUGUCGACGUGGUUCCGGUACGCCGUCCAGCCUCCAAAUCGCUGCCAGGCGCUCUCCCGCUCCUCUCUGCCCGGCGCCGCAUCGGGUGGGUUCCGGCGGUGCGCAGGCUGUCGAACGACCGAGCGUCCGAGCCCUCUCGUCCGACGAGUGGGGCGCCCGACCACUUUCGAGUCUUCGACCAAGAAGCAAGAUGAGAUGUUGGAUUCGUUCACAAAGAUGUAGCUUGGCUGUUUUCUGGUCUUAAAAGCCAAUCCUUUCGGAGAAAAAGAAGAGCUGACAGAUGCGAUAUGGGACAACUUCUUCAAAGGCAAGCUUGCCGUCAUACAUGGAACCAAACGGGAUAAAGCUAUGGCCCACAUCGCAGCAGCAGCUAGAGGAACCCUCCUUAUCAUAAAGCUCGACAAUUUAACUCCCAGACAUGAUGAGGAGCGAAGUAAUAGAAGCUGGAAGGCUAGUGAACCUGUGGAAUGAAUGGGGAAUACAAAUCCUGGUCCUUGUAAGCUUCUCGUUGCAAGUAUUCCUCCUUGUCUUUGGAGGGAUCCGCAGGCAUAGCUCCUCCAGCAUUCUCAUGUUCUUCCUAUGGUCGGCAUACCUGCUGGCCGACUCCACGGCGAUAUACACCCUGGGCCAUCUAUCAGUCGACAGUAGGUCAGACGAGCACCAGCUGGUAGCGUUCUGGGCACCGUUCCUCCUGCUGCACCUCGGUGGCCCAGACAACAUCACAGCAUAUGCGCUCGAAGACAACACGCUCUGGUUGCGCCACCUCCAAACUCUUGCUGUGCAGGUCCUAGGAGCUGCUUAUGUGAUAUACGAGUACAUUGCCCGCAGCGGGACCUUGCUUCUGCUGGCCUCCAUCUCCAUGUUUGUUGCUGGUCUUCUCAAAUACGGUGAGAGGAUAUGGGCGCUCAAGUGUGGCAACAUUAGCAGCAUCCGCAACAGCAUCAGCACCCGAAAGUUCAAGACUAACCCUUAUCAGCUAUUAACUUUGGGUACCAGUGAAGAGGAAUUACUGCUUGGAGCCCACUCCCAAUUCGAUAUUUGCAAAGGUGUCUUCGCUGAUAUCAUAAUGGUACCCAGUCACUUGGUCCGUUCACAAUCUAAUUCUAAACAAAGUUCUGUAAUAUCUUAUUUGGGAGAGGAUCUAUACAAAUUGGUCGAGAUGGAGCUGACUCUGAUGUAUGACUUCCUCUACACCAAGGCGGCGGUAAUCCACACAUGGUAUGGCUUCUGCAUCCAUUUCAUUUCGCUGCUUGGCACAGCCACCACGUUUCUGUUGUUUCAGCUCAGUAUAAACAGUAGAGGAAAUGGGUACAGCAGAGUGGAUGUGAUUAUCAGUUAUGUUUUACUGGUUGGGGCUUUGGUCCUGGAAAUCAUAUCUGUGUGCAGGGCUCUACUAUCCACCUGGACAUGUUCUUUAUUACACCGCAGGGGCAGGGGAUGGGAGUGGCCUCUCCAUGUUAUCACUUCCCUUGGUCAGCGUGUCCAUCCGGCAAGUAGGAGACUCUGGUCAGGCUCCAUUGGUCAGUACAAUUUGUUCCACUUGUGCACCCGCAACACGAAUGAAAUAGGGAGCAGACUAGCAAUGAAAUUGGGGCUCCAGGACUGGUGGAACAAGAUGCACUUCUCGGGCACUUUCUCACGCAGCGACAUUUUGUCAAUACGAGAUAUCAAGAAAUUGGUUUUGCAAGCACUGCAAGACAAGGAGCGAGCACUGCAAUACAAAAAUACUGACUCGAACUCUAGGGGCAGCUUUAUACUUAAAAGUAUGGAAGCCUAUGACGACUUUGCUCGCUGGAGUGUCAACAUCGACUUUGACGAGAGCAUCCUUGUUUGGCACAUUGCAACCGAGGUGUACAUCCGGAAAUCCAAGGCCAAACAUGCAAAAGAGCUCAUUGAGGCUACUGAGGUACUAUCCGAUUACAUGAUGUUCCUGUUGGUGGUAAAACCCAACAUGCUGCCUGGCGCUGCACGGCACAACAUACAUCUUACCUCCUGUGAACAACUAGAAGGACAAUGUCGUGCGCGCUUUGGUGAUAAGGACAACCCAGUCGAGCCAUCUCCCAUAAGCUGGAAUCCGUACUGUAUGUUUAAGGAAUUGUUCCACCGUGAUGGCCCUAAUUGCUCCAGGAUCCCACGGAGGGAGAAGCUUGCUGAGAUGGCGUGGAGUUUCUCCCAAUUUGCACUGGGAUCGGUAAGGGCACCAAAUCCACAUGGGGAUUCCAUCCGUGACAGUGCUAAUAUGUAUGCAAUCUUGCUCGCCAACGAGCUUCUGAGCAUAGAAUUGCGCUGGCAAGAGCAGCGUGAUCCUUUGGAGCUGAUCUUGGGGGUGUGGGUGGAGAUGUUGUUGUAUGCCGCGAACCAUUGCAGCCAAGAAUCCCAUGCCAGGCAGCUCAGCAACGGGUGUGAGUUCAUUACCAUCGUGUCAUUACUAGCACACCACUUCAAGUAUUACUCGGGAGUCUCCAGAGGCACCGAAGACGUUGGUGGAAAUAGCCCCACAGGUGAAAGUAACCCCAUGAGUGAAAACACGGCCGGUUUAGAAAAAUUUGCAUAUUUUACUCCUGAAAUGGCCCCUCGUUCUUCAGGGAAAACUGAGGAUUGACUACUUCAGUGAAAUCAUCAUAGUUAUCUGUAAAUAAAUAUAUGAAGUACUGGAAUUCAUUCAUAUAGCAGCACCACAUGCUGCAAGAUCAACUUCCUCCCUGCAUUCAAGUGUCUAUUACAAGGAUCAUGGUUGGCAUUCAUUCAUAACCGCAAAGGGUGCAGGCUGGUGGAGCAAUGUAAGUGUGGUGCAGCAUGCCAGGAUCAUGAUCGGCCAUAGAUUGAUCCUCCUUUUUGUGGGCGUUGGUGACCGGCAUAGCGGUGAAAUAAGCCGCUUAUGUGAAAUCGGCAAUUCUUAUAUUUUUACAUAGCUGUUGUGUAGUGUAAUCAUAAGAAAUUAUGCAGUAUCCGAACUGAGGUCGUAGCUUCACUGUUUCCUGUGCAUGCUGUUGUCUUUCUGGCAUGUAUAUCUUUCCGUUGCUGUGAGAACUAAGGAAAGUUGCUAUCUUUUCCCAGCAUUACACACCAAUGACCAACUAAACAUAUCUCGGCAGUUAAGUGUC